This is a messenger RNA of Pelmatolapia mariae (spotted tilapia), 720 nucleotides long. RefSeq names its product microfibril-associated glycoprotein 4-like. Lineage: Eukaryota; Metazoa; Chordata; Actinopteri; Cichliformes; Cichlidae. Gene Ontology annotation, biological process: elastic fiber assembly. The transcript has 6 exons. The record is from RefSeq and is a predicted model, not a curated record. The coding region runs from base 1 to 720 and encodes 239 amino acids.
AUGACGAUGAAGCUGCUGUCAGUCCUCCUCCUGGUGCCUCUGCUGAGCAGCUGUGCUCCUCUCCUCCUCCCGCUGGACUGCAGCGACAUCUACAACAAAGACAGCAGCCGACCCAGCGGCGUGUACACCAUCUAUCCCAUCGGAGCCACGUCUGCUGUCCAGGUGUACUGUGACAUGGACUCACUAAAUGGACGCUGGACGGUGUUCCAGAGGAGGACGGACAGCUCGGUGAACUUCUACAGACCCUGGAGUCAAUACAAGAUGGGCUUCGGUAUCCCUGCCAGAGAGUACUGGCUCGGCCUCGAGAGUCUCUUCCACCUCACUCUGAGUAAAAGGUACGAGCUGCUGGUCGACAUGGAGGACUUCAGUGGAAACAAGUCGUUUGCCCGUUACUCCUCGUUCUCCAUCGAUCCAGAGGCCGACGGAUACAGACUGCACGUGUCUGGAUUCAUUAACGGAGGGGCAGGAGACAGUCUGAGUUAUCACAACGGACAGAAGUUCACCACAUUUGACAAAGACCAGGACAGCUCGUCAAGGAACUGUGCCAAAUUAUACCUGGGGGCGUUCUGGUACAACGACUGUCACCAGGCAAACCCUAACGGGGUUUAUCGUUGGGGGGCUGAUGGUACUAUCUUUGCUGUUGGUGUGGAGUGGUACCACUGGAAGGGUUUUGACUACUCCCUGAAGACCAUCAGCAUGAAGAUCCGUCCUGUGCAGUAA